AUGAGCAGCCAAGCUCAUGUCAUGGACACCUUCGAGCGACAGAAGGGCUGCUUCCUUCAGGCCUUGGCGUUGAAUCGCUUCGCCUUGGCUUUCAAGAUCGGACUGGCCUUGAAUUCGCGAGACCUGUGGCUGGCUUUGGGCAGAAGGAGCCUGGAGUGCCUGGACAUCGCCUGGGCAAAGAAGGCGUACAGACAAGCGCCUGCUCCUGGAAUGGUGAUGUACAUGGACAAAAUCCAAACUGUCGAGGACAAGCUCCUCCUUAGCGGUCAUGUGUCUGCCCUCUUCGGGAACUUCGCGAAGGCGAGAGAGUACUUCCUGCAGAGUUGCAGUCCAGAGACUGCGUUGGACAUGCACUGCGACUUCCUUGAAUGGGAUCAGGCAUUGCAAUUGGCGCAAACGUACGCUCCGCACCGCUUGAGCGACAUUUACAUGAAGAGCGCGCUGCAACUGGAAGGCCGUAACCAGAACGAGCAGGCCCUGAGCCAUUAUGAGAUGGCGAUGCGAGACCACAUACCGGGAACCCGGCCGGAGCACGAAUCACAGUGCAAGGCCGGUAUUGCACGCACCUCGGUCAAGAUGGGUGACCUGCCGCGGGGCAUGCAGAUGGCCCUCGACCUCAACGACCCAACCGUUUGCCGCGACUGUGCCGCAGUGCUACACAAGAUGAAGCAGUAUGUCGAGGCCGCCCAGCUGUACGAGGCUGCAGGCUCUUACGACCAAGCAGCAUCACUGUAUAUCUUGGACUUGAACUUCGACGCUGCCGCGCCACUCAUGGCCAAGAUUUCCACGCCAAAGCUGCACCUGCAGUUCGCGAAGGCCAAGGAGUCUCGUGGCGCAUAUCAAGAUGCUUUGGUUGCGUACGAGCGAGCUCGGGAUCUGGAUAGUAUGGUUCGAAUUUGCCUGGACAAUCUGAACCAGCCCCAGAAGGCUUUCCAACUCGUGCGCGAGACGAAGCUGGCUACAGGGGCCGAGCGCGUGGCGGAAUAUUGCCGAAAAAAUGGCAACAUCUCUGGUGCGGUAGAGUUUCUGCUCCUGGCCAAAAACACAGAUGAGGCCUUCCUUCUGGCAGAGCGGCAGGACGAGAUGGCGACGUUCGAAGCUGGUCUCGGCGAUCAUGGCACGCAACAGCAGCACCGCGCAAUCGCCAAGUACUACGAGCAGCGCAACCUUUUGGCCAACGCUGCCAAGCACUAUGCGCUGUGUGAGGAGUACCCGACCGCUCUGAGGCUAUACUUGAAGGUUGGAGAGAAGGAGAUUGAUCACGCCAUUGAGGUGGUGGGCAAGGCGAGGAAUGAUUCCCUGACUCACACGCUGAUUGACUACCUCAUGGGCGAGACGGACAAUGUGCCAAAGGAUGCCAAUUACGUGUACAGACUGCACAAGGCUCUCGGAAACUACAUGCAGGCUGCUGGCACCGCCCACAUAAUUGCCAAGCAAGAGCAAGAGAUGGGCAAUUACAAGCAGGCUCAUCAGCUCCUUUUCCGCACCUACCAGGUCAGCGCACUGAUGCAUCCGUGCACAUCGCAUUCUCUGCGUUAA
Messenger RNA from Symbiodinium sp. CCMP2592, 1539 nucleotides. NCBI's taxonomy places the organism in Eukaryota, Dinophyceae, Suessiales, Symbiodiniaceae. The record is from the annotation of a GenBank genome assembly.